Messenger RNA from Pundamilia nyererei, 1650 nucleotides. RefSeq names its product procollagen-proline, 2-oxoglutarate 4-dioxygenase (proline 4-hydroxylase), alpha polypeptide 2 (gene p4ha2). NCBI's taxonomy places the organism in Eukaryota, Metazoa, Chordata, Actinopteri, Cichliformes, Cichlidae. The transcript is spliced from 11 exons. Gene Ontology annotation, biological process: peptidyl-proline hydroxylation to 4-hydroxy-L-proline. Gene Ontology annotation, cellular component: endoplasmic reticulum. The coding region runs from base 367 to 1650 and encodes 427 amino acids. The record is from RefSeq and is a predicted model, not a curated record. Gene Ontology annotation, molecular function: procollagen-proline 4-dioxygenase activity; iron ion binding; L-ascorbic acid binding.
GAAAACACAACAUGUUAUUCAGUGAGGUUUGUGUUCAUUCCCGUGCUGUUUCUGGAGGUUACAUUAUAAUGCGAGACACAGCUGAGUAGCAAAUGUUCCACAGCGGACGGACAGGGAGAAAGUUUUGAAAGUUUGCGCGAAACUUCGUGACCGAGCAUCUCACGCGUGGAUGACAUUCUGUGUUUUACACACACUCACACACAUACUUUGAAUCGGAAAGUGUAGCUUUUUUCGGCACAGUGAAUUAAAAUCUCUACACAGCACGGACUACAGGACAUUUACGGGACCAAAAAAGGGAAGUGUUGGGAAUUUCUAGAAACAGCCGUCCCGGGCUGACGUCACUGGGACGGCUCCUCUACUCUGGAGAUGGUCUGCACACUCGGUCGCGGGGGAAGAGUUACUGAACAAGGCAGAAUGAGCAAAGUCCUGCUUUUUGUCUCCUCGGUCCUGCUGUGUUGCUGCCGGACCACACGGGCAGAGAUCUUUACAUCCAUUGGCCAAAUGACAGACCUGAUCUACACAGAAAAGGAGCUGGUUCAGUCUCUGAGGGAGUACAUCAAAGCAGAGGAGUCCAAGCUGGCCGCUGUAAAAAGCUGGGCCAAUAAACUUGAUGCCCUGACCCGAGUGUCCACCGCUGACCCAGAAGGCUACCUGGCUCACCCAGUGAAUGCCUAUAAACUGAUGAAGAGACUCAACACUGAGUGGUCUGAACUGGAGAGCCUGGUACUUCAGAAUCCCGCUGAUGGGUUCGUCUCCAACAUGUCCGUACACAGACAAUAUUUCCCAGACGAGGAAGAUGAGACGGGUGCAGCCAAGGCGUUGAUGCGCCUGCAGGACACGUACCAACUGGAUUCUGAAGCCUUCUCCAAAGGAAAGCUGCCAGGUGUGCACUCCAAUGCUGUACUGACCGUGGAUGACUGCUUCGACAUGGGAAAGACGGCUUACAACGAUGCAGACUAUUACCAUGCCGUGCUGUGGCUGCAGCAGGCCUUGAAACAGCUGGACGAUGGCGAGGAAGCUGUGGUUUCCAAGGCAGACAUUUUGGACUACCUCAGCUACUCUGUUUACCAAAUGGGUGACCUCCCUCGAGCCAUUGAACUGACGCGACGGCUUGUAGCUAUUGAUCCCAGCCACCAGAGGGCAGGAGGAAACCUCCGUUAUUUUGAGCAGCUACUGAUGAAGCAGCUCCGUGAGAUGAACCAAGACUACCAGCCUCCAUCUGAGGAGCCCAUUCAGCUGGGAACCUACAGUAGACCCAAAGACCAUCUCCCAGAGAGAGAGUCCUAUGAGGCUCUGUGCAGAGGAGAGGGGAUCCAAAUGGUUGCAAACUAUGGCGUGGGAGGACAGUAUGAGCCACAUUUUGACUUCUCCAGGAAAGAUGAGCCAGAUGCUUUCAAAAGAUUAGGCACUGGAAAUCGUGUGGCGACUUAUUUAAACUACAUGAGUGAUGUUGAGGCAGGAGGUGCCACAGUCUUCCCUGACUUUGGAGCAGUAAUCUGGCCAAGAAAGCUACUGAAGGUUCCAGUGAGCACUGUUGGGGCCAUAAUCCUGGAAGUGAAAAGAACACCAGUUCACCAAACACAGCCAAGGAAACUCUCAGUUGGUUUCAGAGAAGGAAUUAAAGCUGGUGGAAGCUGGCCAGUCACCUGA